AUGCUAACCACACUUACCCUAGACAUUAUUUCUAGGAUAUCCAUCGGGAAGAGGUAUUCGGAAGAGAAAUGUGGGAGUAAUCUACAUGAAACGGUCGGGGAAUUUACGGAGCUACUAGCGACAUUUAACGUCGGUGAUUACAUUCCAUGGCUCGGAUGGAUUAAUCGCAUCAAUGGUCUGGAGUCAAGAGUGAAUAGGGUGGCUAAAGAGUUGGAUGCAUAUUUUGACGCUGUAAUUGAAGAAGGAAUAUUCCGGAGGCGGUCGGAGGCGCCCGAGACGAUUAAUGCGGACGAAAACCAGCAGAAUUUCGUGGAUGUCUUGCUGGAUAUCCGACACAAAAUUGCCGCUGGAUUAGCUCUUCAACGUGAUUCACUUAAAGCUACUGUCUUGGACAUGUUCGCUCCUGGAACGGACACGACAUCUACGCUAUUAGGGUGUGCAAUGUCCGAAUUAGUAAAAAAUGAAAAUGUUAUGACUAAACUAGAAGAUGAAGUGAGAGAAUCAAGCCACACUAUCAAUAUCAUGGGAUAUGAUAUUCCUGCUGGCACCCAAGUGUUGACCAAUAUUUUUGCAAUUGGAAGGAGCGAUUCUUUGUGGGAAAAUGCUGAUGAUUUUCAACCCGAAAUAUUCUUGGACACUUCCAUUGACGUAAAAGGACAACAUUUUGAGUUGCUCACUUUUGCUUACGGAAGGAGAAGUUGUCCAGGAAUUGCAUUUGCCUUGGUAGUAGCUGAAGGUGCCUUCGCGAACCUAAUACUUAGAUUUGAUUUUGCAUUGCCCGAUGGAGCAAACUUGGAGGAUUUAGAGGUGAAUGAAGUUCCUAGUAGUAUUGUUAGAAGGAAGAAUCCUUUGAUUCUUGAGGCAACUUUUACCUAUAUUUAG
Molecule: messenger RNA, 882 nt
Organism: Oldenlandia corymbosa var. corymbosa
Lineage: Eukaryota; Viridiplantae; Streptophyta; Magnoliopsida; Gentianales; Rubiaceae
Source: the annotation of a GenBank genome assembly